GCCAGACAUGUUUCGUCCGGCAUUGGGCGCCGUGGGGAGAAUCCUGCUGCGCAGCCAGGCCGCGGCGGCUAGGUCGCUGUCGAGGCCGGCCGGAGCUAGCAGGCUCCUGAGACACCUACACUCUCAGCAGGCGCACCUCGGGGAUGGUGCAGCAGCUACUGCUGGCCACCGCUUUGGCUUUUCUCGCAGCAGCUCCCUCAAACCCCAUGCUACGGCAAUAGCUGGAUGGUCUACCGCUGGUGCUGCAUUUUGGUACAUGAAGAGCCUCCCCUCGGAGAUCAACUGGCUCAAAGCUAAUGUUGUCCCGUAGGAUCACUGGGUCGCUGAGGUUGACUGGGUCGAGGCUGGUGCUGUCUCCCCCGUUGUGAGGAAACAAAACGGUUGUGGCAGCUGUUGGGCGAUGGCUGCUGCAGCCUCAGUCGAAGCUGCGCAUUACCUGAAUACCUUCCACUCAGUGUCAUUGUCUGUACAAGAGCUCAUUGACUGUGACACAAAGAGCUCUGGGUGUAAUGGCGGCCAAGCAAAAAAGGCCUUCAGGUAUAUGCAAGACAACGGAGUCUCGAGCGAAUCCUCCUACCCGUACAAGGCUCGGGGGAGUAAAUUGGGUUGCGAGCGAAACAAAACAGCAACAGCAGUAAGAAUAUCAGGGUUUCGAUUUGUCAAUCCAACCGAGGAUGCCCUAGAGAAAGCAGUGGCUAAGCAGCCCGUGGUUGUCUCUUUGCAAUGUCCCGAUGAUAUGGAUAGGUACUACAAAGAAGGCAUCUUGGAUUAUAAAGUUGUCAAGCCAGCCACGUUGCAUUCUGUGCUCAUUGUUGGUUACGGCACCGACUCCAAUGGCGUAAAAUAUUGGCGAUUCAAAAACUCAUGGGGACCAGACUGGGGCGAGGGCGGGUUUGGGAGGAUCCGCAGGCACGUUGGCUACAAGGGAGGUGUGUUGGGUAUUUUCAUGCGGCAAGGAGUAUAUCCAGUGGUUGAGAACUGAUUGAUCUUGCAUGUUGUAUCUUUUAUUUGUCAAAUUGUAUUCCCAACCCAGUUUCAUUGUUAGAAUACACAUUGGGUUUAAAGAUAGAGAUAAGGAUGUAGGGAUCAAUUAUGUUUAAACCCUGUAUUACGUGUCUUGUACUUCAGACAGCUGCCCCUUAUCUACUAUACAGAUAAGAGAGCGAUCCCCACUACUUUGAUUUA
Molecule: messenger RNA, 1185 nt
Organism: Triticum aestivum (bread wheat)
Lineage: Eukaryota; Viridiplantae; Streptophyta; Magnoliopsida; Poales; Poaceae
Product: thiol protease SEN102-like
Exons: 3
Coding region: 401-982 (193 amino acids)
Biological process (GO): proteolysis
Molecular function (GO): cysteine-type peptidase activity
Source: RefSeq, a predicted model, not a curated record